GAGCAACAGAGAAGAAGAAGCAGAGUAGUGAGAGAGUGAGCAAGAGAAAAAGCUUCUUCCAAUUGGAGUUUUUGCUUGGCGGCCCCAUCGAACGAGAGAGAGACAGAGAGAGAGUGCGUGCGAGUGAGUAAGAGUGUGUGUGUCCGAAGAGGAGAGCGCGGCACGCGGAGGAAUUUCUGUUGUUGUCACAGCGCGUAUUUAACAAAUUGAUAAUGGCCAAUCCGCGUAAAUUUAGUGAGAAGAUUGCCCUGCAGAAGCAGAAACAGGCUGAGGGCACGGCCGAAUUCGAGAGGAUAAUGAAGGAGGUGUAUGCUACCAAAAUGGAUGAUACACAAGGGACGCAUCAAAAGAUAAUGGAGGGACAUCAGGAGCAACAACAGCAACAAGUGGUCAGCAAUCCAUCGCCAGGCGGAGUAGGAAAUAAUGGCAGUGGAUCGGGUAGUGGAGCCAGCGGUGGUGGUGCCUCACCAGAUGGCAUAGCAGGUGGCGGUGGCGGCGGAGGAGGUUCACCCACAGCUCAUCGGGAAAGUCGUGGACGUAGUGUCGGAGUUGGACCCAUGCGUCGACCAUCGGAACGUAAACAAGAUCGUUCGCCAUAUGGCAGCGGCACCGGCAACCAAUCACAGACCAUGGACAAUGGCCAAUUGAAUCCCAAUUUUCUUGGUCCACCCACAACAGAGAGCCUGUGGCGUCGCUCUAGUUCAGAUUCGGCAUUGCAUCAAAGUCUUAAUAUGGCAGUGCAAGCGGAAACUGGUUUUGCCACCGACAUGAAUUCGCUGCAUGCCAAUUACCUCCAGCAACAGCAGCAGCAACAGGGAAAUGUACUCCAACAGCAGCAGCAGCAACAGGAGUCUUCGCGAGUCCAUCAACGAUCUCACUCGCCCCUGCAGCACAUAGGACGCAGUUUUAGUCCACAAGCACAAAGAAGGAAACCUACGCCAUUGCAGCCGCAUCAAGUGCAAUUGCAACAUCAGCAACAACAGCUGCAGCAACAAUUGCAACAGCAUCAAUUGCAGCGGCAACUCCAGCAGCAGCAGCAGCAACAACAGAUGCAACAGCAGCAACAUAUGCAGCAGCAACAAAUGCAGCAGCAGCAGCAUCAACAUCAGCAGCAGCAACAACAACAACAGACAACGCCAUAUAACGCCAAAUUCCCAAAUCUAUUUAGACCGCUGCAAGAGCAAGCCAACUAUGCCAAUACGGGUUCCUUGCCCGAUCUCACCGCCCUGCAGCAUUAUGCCCCCCAGCAGCAACAGCAACAACAGUCACAGCAACAGCAACAACAAAUACAGCAAACAUUAUCACCUGUAAUGUCACCGCACAAUCAAAGACGUGAUAGAGAUCAAUCGCCCAGUCCGUUUAGUCCAGGAGGUGCAGGCGGGGGUGGCGGUGGUCCUGGAUCUCCCUAUCAUCAGCAACAACACUCGCCCACAUCCAAUGCCAAUGCCAAUACCGCAGCCGCCUCUCCUCAUCUAUCCUUUACCAAUUUGGCCACAAAUAGUUCAACACAAGCCCCCGUUACGGUGAACACAUUCAAUCCUCUGCCCACAUUAGGAUCAACGAAUUCGUCAUCGGCCAAUUUAACGGAUUAUCGUCAGCCACCACAACCGCCUAGUCCAAGAUCCUCGCCGGGUCUCUUAAGCAGUGUAUCGGGCAGUGAUUUGCAUACAAGUGCGCCGGCCAGUCCCAUACGACAUCAUCAGCAUCAUCAUCACCACCAUCAUCAUCACCAGCAGCAACAACACCACCAGCAACAGCAGCAUCACCAGCAGCAGCAACAACAUCAGCAGCAACAGCCACAAUUUGAUGGCUCCUACAACAGUCUGAAUCCCUCAUUUGAGAAUUUCACCCUGGGCGAUAGCAAUUCAUCGCCAGAGCAACAAUCAUUCGCCCAUAGUUAUGUCGGCUUGGAGUUUGAUGAAUUCAAUGAGACUGCAAGCUGUGGGGUUGAAGGACCUGGCGAAGUCAGCGGUAAUGGUGGUUCAGUGGGUGGCGGAGGUGGUAAUGGUGGCGGUGGUGGUGCAGUGAUCCUAACCAAUGGUUCCAACGGUCCCUAUCAUAAACAACAAGAGCUGUUAGACUUUAAUGACUUGAGUGGCAGUCCAGAUGGUGAUAAUAAUCUGAGAAGAGUCAAUAAUCUGAAUAAUAAUAGUCACAGUAAUGGUGGUGGUGGUGGCGGCGGCGGCGGCAAUGGAACAUCAAGUCAGGAUGGAGUCACUACGCACAAUGGCGGCAGCACAAAUGGCAGUACCCAAAGAGGGAAUGGUGUAACCAAUAACAAUGACAGAGCAAACAAUAGUAGUAGUGGUGGCGGCGGCGGUGGUGGAGGAGGCGGAGGUGGUGCCAGUUCUACGGAUGCUCUUCCUUCCUCGCCUUUAAAUUGUGGCGGUGGUAGCAGUUCACCGUUGCCCAUACCCAUACCCAAUAUAUCGGCAUCUGCACAUCAGCAAUUGUCCUUAUCGUUACAUCAUUCACCGCAUCAUUCGCCUAUGCAUUCGCCACAGCAUCAUGGAGGUAAUUCACCUUUAUCUACUAGUUCGCCCGCCUGCAAUUCAAAUGUUCAAGUGGUGAUUAAUCAUCACCAGCAACAGCAGCAACAUCACCAGCAACAGCAACAUCACCAGCAGCAACAACAACAACAGGCACAACACCAGCAGCAGCAGCAACAUCAUCACCACCAGCAGCAACAACAACAGGCGAAUAUACCAUCGAUUAUAUUCAGCGAUUAUUCCUCAACCAGUGAGAUAUUCGAUUCACUUGAUCUAGAUUUGGGCCCAAUGGAUGUGGCUGGCUUACAAAUAUUAUCCGAUCCAAAUCCCAUUAUGAUUGCCGAUCCCAAUAUUGAGGAUAGCUUUCGUCGCGACCUUAACUGAUACUAUGAGGAGGCUGUUGCGGCCAUCGAGUGCGGUGUUCUGCUCGAGGAUACCUUUGAGGAGGUGAAAUUUGAUGUGGCAGUGGCGGCGGCAGAGGUACUUCAUCCCGAGCAGAACAAUAGCAACAGCAACGAAGAUAUCAGCAGCAUCAGAACAAGUGAAACAACCAAUAAAAAGGAUCUCGAAAUUAUCGAGCUUCUAGUGCAUCCAGGUGUUAUCGAUGAUAAUGAUCAACAUGACCAUGAACGAGAUCAUUUGGUUGAUUCCAGUGAUUUGGAUGACGAAGUGCGUAACUUUUUCUUCUAAUCUAAUCGAAAAAAAAAACAAACGAAAAACCAAAUGUUGUUGUCCCUGCGCCCGCAUAAGUGUACUUGUAAUUAUUGGAGAUGCAGUAACCGAUUUCUGUAAUCGAUAACAAAACGGCGAGAGCAAAAGCUAUUUUCUAAUGUGAAUUGUCGUGAUUGUAAUUGUCGAUAUUCGAAAUGAAAGUAAAUACCUACUACUUACUAAACCUA
Molecule: messenger RNA, 3388 nt
Organism: Drosophila willistoni
Lineage: Eukaryota; Metazoa; Arthropoda; Insecta; Diptera; Drosophilidae
Gene: Crtc
Product: TPR-containing protein DDB_G0280363
Exons: 2
Coding region: 213-2873 (886 amino acids)
Biological process (GO): protein homotetramerization; positive regulation of transcription by RNA polymerase II
Cellular component (GO): nucleus; cytoplasm
Molecular function (GO): cAMP response element binding protein binding
Source: RefSeq, a predicted model, not a curated record